AUGGAGACGCUAAAAAACGGUUUAGAAAACGCUAAAUACAUAGCCGAGCAGAGCUACGAAAAAUGUAGCGAGAUAAAGUCAGCUAUGAAGCAAGAUAGAAAGGGCUGGCUGGUCUGUUUAGCUGUCCUCAUCAUCACAGUCAUCAGGAGUGGACUGACCUACAGCUUCGGCAUGUUCAUCGUCAAACUCCAGUCAAUCUACAAUAGCUCCAUGGCAGAGCAGAUCAAGAUACAUGAUAAAAAUUUAGACAUCAGCAAGGAUAAAGGUAAACAAAAACGAAAACGUAAACAAAAACAUAGGCACGUGAUUACAGGCUGGCUCACGUGA
Molecule: messenger RNA, 327 nt
Organism: Helobdella robusta
Lineage: Eukaryota; Metazoa; Annelida; Clitellata; Rhynchobdellida; Glossiphoniidae
Exons: 2
Coding region: 1-327 (108 amino acids)
Source: RefSeq, a predicted model, not a curated record